Penicillium brevicompactum is the source of this 2220-nucleotide messenger RNA. RefSeq names its product Zn(II)2Cys6 transcription factor. Gene Ontology annotation, molecular function: DNA-binding transcription factor activity, RNA polymerase II-specific; zinc ion binding; RNA polymerase II cis-regulatory region sequence-specific DNA binding. The transcript has a single exon. Bases 1 to 2220 code for a protein of 739 amino acids. Lineage: Eukaryota; Fungi; Ascomycota; Eurotiomycetes; Eurotiales; Aspergillaceae. Gene Ontology annotation, cellular component: nucleus. Gene Ontology annotation, biological process: DNA-templated transcription; positive regulation of transcription from RNA polymerase II promoter by galactose. The record is from RefSeq and is a predicted model, not a curated record.
AUGGCUUCUGAACCUCAAAAUUCCGGGCAAAUCGAUCAGAGCCCUCAGCAACGCCGCCAGAAACGUAUUCAGGUGGCUAGAGCGUGUGAUGGGUGUCGCCUUCGCCGCAUCAAGUGUGACAACCAAACCCCAUGCUUGAAUUGUGUGAAAAGAGCGCAAGAAUGCAGCAAUAACGGGAUACGCAAACAUUCCACUCUAACUGAGGCUACGGAAGAGAUUGAGUUACUCAGGCGAAAAGUCAAGCAGCUAGAAGACGAGUUAAAACAGCGGCCCAGAGUCAAUCACAAUCUACCAACACCGACAAAUUCGUCAUCUUCGCCCCAAGCUUUCAUCCCAAGAAAUGACCUUGGAUACCAGUGUAAAAGAUAUUGGGAAGGAACGCAACUUCGACCUGCACGUUCCUCCAAUGAGACAUGGCUGGGUGCAUCGUCGCUCCAAUUCUUCGUUCAACGCCUCAGUGCCUUUCUCACUUCCAGCCUUCAACAAGCUCAUCCAACACAACAACUGCUCCCCAUCUCAGCGAGUGAUAACCAACUACUCGACAGACCAUCAUGUAGAUCUAACAAGGAUCAAGCCAAGCGGCUGAUGUCUUUAGCCGGGGAGGCUCCUGCAGGGGGCAUCUACCUCAACCCAAUACAAGAAGAGUACUUUAUCAACCUCUUCUGGCAGACCUACCACACUGCACUUUUUCCAAUCUUGGAUGAGGCCCAAUUCAAAGACCACUACCAGUCUUUGUGGACCGGCGGCACAGAAAGAGCACCCUCCGCUCUUGUCGACAUCGUGAUUGCCAUGUGUAUGCAAUACGGAAUCUCAGCCCUGCCUUCUGACACACAAGGUUUCCUAGUGGAAGGCAAAGAUGCCCUUGUCGCCGGUCGAUGGCAUUACUGGCGUGGACAGACGCUCCUCACAUACGAACUCGAAAGUCCAUCCCUAUCUACGUUGCAGUGUCACUUGCUUUGCGCAGUGUAUUUGUGCGGCGGAUCCUUCCAUAACAUGAUGGACAAUGCGGUCGGUACAGCCGUUCGCACUGCUUACAUGCUUGGUAUUCAUCUAGACCCUCCGCCUAGCAUGUCAGAUCGGGACCGCGAAAUUCGGAGACGCUUGUGGUGGGCUGUCUAUCUCAUGGACAGCAAGGCUGGAAUGAAGCUCGGCCGUCCUUUUAUGCUACGUGAUUCUCAUGUCAUGCCGGACCUGCCUAAUGAUAGUAUGGAUGCUGCGAGAACAUCGGGGUCUACAUUUGCUCCCAUCGGCGACAACGUGACUUGGCUGAGUUUCAACUUGCACCAAAUCAGGCUUUACAAGAAGACACGGGCGGCUUAUAUCCAUUUCUACGAGCAAGAUCUCCCGCUGUCAAACGGCCAAACUGUUUGGAGUAAUUCUAAUGCCUUGGAAACCAGCGCAGAGCUCUUACCGCAGCAUAUAGAGGAACUUCAGGAAUGGGCCAAUAAUAUACCCGGACCUUUGAAAAUGAAUCGCCAGAAUCAUGGAACACCUCUUUCCACAGAUCAGACAAGUCUGUUAAUCGAGCAAUUUGCGCCUCUUUGGUUACAGCGCCAGCGGGUGCUCCUCGAAGUCACCUACCAUCAUCUCAGCAUUAACCUCUACCGACCAUUCAUUUCUUUCGGCUCACGCCCACGCCCGGGGACUGUGGCAGAAGAUACAGCGAUGCGAUGCGCGUCUCAUGCAAUAACACUGUCGAUAAUCACAAACCAAGUUAUCGCGGAAACAUCCAUUCUCGAUGGUUGGCAUGAAGCUUUCCAUUAUCAGUGGAAUGCUGCAAUGACUCUCGUAGGUUUUGUCGGGGUCUACCCGCGCACUCCGUUGGCCACCGAAGGUAGAAAAGCCAUGGAUCUAGCAAUCUCGGUCUUUGAUAGCUUCGGAGCCAAGUUUGCCGUUGCCGAAAAUGCGGCUAAGAUUAUGCGAGAUCUUUGUACUAAGGUUGAUUUCUUGAUCAGCCGCAGCGAGCUGCAACUUCAUUCUUCUCCUUCCGUGGAUCUUGAGACGGGCUCGGCCUACAAUCCUACCAAUGUCCCAGCUGAGCUCACGUCUAAUGUUUUUGCUACCGGGUCAUGUGGCGGAGGCUUAGGUGUGCCUGGGUCUGACUUGAUUUCUUUCGGAUCGGAAUUCUUUGACAUGGCCGUUGAUGUUGAUUUCUGGAAUGAUCCUGGCAUGCUUUGGCCUGAAUUUGAUAAGCUGGCUGCAUCUUCAGCAUACAUGUGA